This is a messenger RNA of Alosa alosa (allis shad), 3268 nucleotides long. It is a transcript of the gene rhoub, whose product is annotated as ras homolog family member Ub. The record is from RefSeq and is a predicted model, not a curated record. Gene Ontology annotation, biological process: small GTPase-mediated signal transduction. Gene Ontology annotation, molecular function: GTP binding; GTPase activity. The transcript is spliced from 3 exons. Bases 261 to 974 code for a protein of 237 amino acids. Lineage: Eukaryota; Metazoa; Chordata; Actinopteri; Clupeiformes; Clupeidae.
UCGCUUCAUCCCUCCACAAGCUAAAGCGAGCGUAUCCGUUCUCGGUGUGGGUGGACUGUUACCAGGACUGUAUGGAUUUUGCAUUUUCUGAUGGUCUAAGCGUGAACGCCUCUUCUGCUCUUCUCCUGAGCGAUACGCGGUGAAAAGCAAUAAAGCGUCUGAUUAAGAAUUCUUUCAUGGUGGUUUACGCGAACACUCCGUUUGGAGUGCAAAGAAAGUCUAGAGCGACGUCCUUGUGUACUUUGUGCGUCUAAAUCCCGAUGGACUACGGCAAUACGAUGGCUCCUCCAGUACCGCCACACAAACCCAAGUCUUCCCGACCCGCCGAGCCGCAGGAGCGGGUACUGAAAUGUGUCCUCCUCGGGGAUGGGGCAGUGGGGAAAACAAGUAUGAUUGUGAGCUACACAACAAAUGGAUAUCCCACCAAAUAUGUCCCAACAGCCUUCGAUGACUUCUCCGCCAUUGUGCAGGUGGAUGGAACCCCAGUGCGCCUGCAGCUUUGUGACACAGCUGGUCAGGAGGAGUUUGACAAGCUGCGUCACUUCUGCUACGCUCGCACCGAUGUGUUGCUGCUGUGCUUCAGCGUGGUGAGCCCGGCGUCCUUCCAGAACGUGUGGGAGAAGUGGCUCCCCGAGAUCAGCCGCCGGUGCCCGCGCGUGCCCCUGCUGCUGGUGGGCACGCAGAGCGACCUGCGCCAGGACGUCAAGGUGCUGAUCGAGCUGGCGCGGCGCCGCGAGCGGCCCGUGGAGGAGCAUGAGGCCCGGGCGCUGGCGGCCAAGGCGGGCGCCGUGGCCUACGUGGAGUGUUCGGCGCUGACCCAGAAGAACCUGAAGGAGGUGUUCGACGGCGCCAUCGCAGCGGGGCUGCGGCACGCGGAGCGACGCGCCAGGAGGGAGAGGAAGGUGCGCAGCACGGCCGACAAGAUGAAGACGCUCUCCAAAGCCUGGUGGAAGAAGUAUGUCUGCAUACAGUAACAAAGAAAGAAAAGAGAGAGAGAGAGAGAGAGAGAGAGAGGGAUGGAAAAAAAAGAGAGGGAGGGAUGAAGGUGGUGUGAAAGACCUGAGCCUCCUCUCGGAAGAAAAUUUGCAAAGUUUUCAAGACUUUCUGAGUGUGUGUUAUCCGGAGAGAACUUUUCUAAGGGGAACUGUGAGGACUGACUGUCAAUGGUUCCUGAGGGUAAAUGGUUCCUGAGGGCCCAGUAUGGGGCGUUUGAGAGACAAAGCCAUGUGAUCUCCGACGGCCUUGGUCAGAAGGCUUGGUAAUAGGAACAUGGAAAAUGGACACAAUAAACUUACUGAUCCAGCUACAGCCUCUGUCCUCCUCCCAAACUCAUCACCUCCCCCCUUCUCUCUCAUGUGUGACCUCACCAGACUGACUCUGGAUCAGUGGAUCGUACACACUGAAUACGCAUAAUAUAAGACUUAAUACGAAAUCCGAAUCAGGCUCCCGUCAAUCAGUUUGCUGGGGAAAGGAUUGUGUUUUAAUGGACUUCUGAAUGAAACAACACCCACUUUUCUCUCUUAUUUUUGCCCUCCCAACAAAUUGUUAUGUUUUUUUUGUAUUUAUCUUUUCAUGUCCUGUAUGUCUGCCUAUGUGUGUGUGUGUGUGUGUCUGUCAAAGACAGCUGAUUCUCAUGAUCUAAGCAACUUAGCCCAGGCUCCUAGCAGUUCUGUCCAGAAGAGCUGUGUUUAUAACUUCCCUCCAGACAAGGCCCCUCACUGGCCAAAGCGUGUGUGUGUGUGUGUGUGUGUAAGAGAGCAGUAUUUCCAGACCUUUUGGCUUGCCAAGGCAGGGGGUGAUUUCAUCCUCUUGUCAAGUUUCCUUUUGAAACUUGAGGUCACAAAGCCGCAUCCUCCCCUCUCCCCUCUGUGUGUGUGUGUGUUGUGUGUGUUUGGAUUGCUGCAGCUGUUUCUGACGAUGACCCUAACCACCCUCCAGGCAACCUCCUGGGCUGCUUCCAAAACAACCCUUGCUUGACUCAUCGUUAUGACCCCUUACCCUCCGCACACACACACACACACACAUCCUUCUCACUCUGUUUGUCUUUAUCAGCUCCGAUCAGCCCAUUCAUUAGCACUCUACAAAAACACAGUCUAUCAUCCUUUUAUCUCCGAUCUACACUAGUGGUGAGAGAAAGUUCUUAGUGGCUGACAUCAUCUGGCUGUAGGAUAGAGUCUGCUUGUGGAACCACUUUGGUCUUCCUCUGGGGCUUAGAACUAGAGAGAGUUCUUUUGGAAGCUUUCAAGAUUCUGAAAUGGAACUCUAUAUAAUAAAAAGGGUUUUGGCCGGAAGACCUUCUAAAAGUUGCAGUGAAACACAGAAGGUUGCAGUGAAAGUCAAACACCUGUGUUAAAAACAUGAAUUUGUGCAGGGAAUAGCCUCUGGAACAGCUGAGUCAUAAUGGUCAAGGCGCUUAAGGCUGAAGUGUUUGACAAGGUCACCUUCACAGUGACAGUAUGACAAACACUCUGGUGUUCAGAGUUCAGUUCAGUUCAGAACUAUACAACAGCAAACAAGUCCUUCUCAACCCCUGAACACAACAUUAAAAGUAAAAGACAGCAUCACAAAAGGCUUCUCUUUUGAAAUAAGUCAAAGGUACUGUGUGAAUAUUUAUUUCAUCUUGAAAGAACAAAAAAGUGCAUAGAUGCAGUAUGAUUGGUGUUUUACCUGGAUGAUUUACAUUGUUUGAAUGUUUUUCUCUUGGAGUGUUUGGUUUGAUUUUAUUUAAUUUGUUUCUCAGUGUCUAUGUGGCUCUCAGGGAGCCAGAGUACUAGUCCCCCCCCCACCCUCCCGGUACUCUUCUGGGUUCCCCCACCUUCCUGGUACUCCUCUGGGUGGGGGCCUCGCUCUCUCCCCCCUCACCCCCAUAUUUGCUUCUCAUUAUUCAGAAGCCCAACUACAUCCCAGACACCUGGACAUCAGCCAUGAGACCGAACAGCAUGUACUCCGUCCACUAAACAAAUUUCUCAGACAAACUGUGUGUGUGUGUGAAGCUAACUGAACGUGUGUGUGUGUGUGUAUGAGUGUGGAAGUACCUCUGGGUGUCAUGUCUUGAUCAGGGUAACUCUGUGUAGAUUUGUACAUUUAUAUAACACUAUAUUAGGGACUCUUGUCUGUCCUGCUAUGUCUUGCCCUCCUCGACACACACUCACAUGGUUCUUUGGUGUAGUGUGUGUCUGAAGGAGGGUGUAUGUUGCUGACGGCUCUUGGUGUGGUGAUAAUCAUGCAAACAGCAACUGAAAAAUAAAAUGUGAAAUAUUAAAAAUAA